This is a messenger RNA of Sodiomyces alkalinus F11, 827 nucleotides long. RefSeq lists its product as hypothetical. NCBI's taxonomy places the organism in Eukaryota, Fungi, Ascomycota, Sordariomycetes, Glomerellales, Plectosphaerellaceae. The transcript has a single exon. Bases 52 to 663 code for a protein of 203 amino acids. The record is from RefSeq and is a predicted model, not a curated record.
CCUCAACGCCAUACUACCGAUACACAUUACAUAUCACGAAUAAGGUAGUCCAUGCGUAUACCAGCUCCCUUAUACCAGCUCCCUUCCGCCACGCCAAUAACUUACGUCGUACCUGCCCUGCCAGGUCCAACGAUCAAUGGACGAUGCGUGCAGGUACCUUACCUUGAAGACUUCUUCGCAGGGCUCAGACUGGGCUUGAUGUGUUGUUUCGGCGCCUGUAGACACCCGCACAUCUUGCGUCUCCCCCCCUUCCCCCCCGACGGACGCGGCGGGAACGACCUAAAGCAGGUCCGGCUACAGUGGGCAAGCACCUGCCGUCAUUCCGGCUUACGGGGAAGCUUGGGCCCUUUUGGGGGCGUUCGUUUUACCCACAGUGACCUCAAGGUCCAUCUCCCUUCCACUCUCUCUGACCUAACCCCCUCUCCCAAAACAAGGCUCGCUCCACUCCGAUCCACCGUCGCUGUGGUUGCCCUUUUCUUCCCUUUCCGUGUUGUCUGUUGUCUUUCCUUAACCUCACUCCCAUCCGCCCCGUACAUCUUUUUUUUCUUCUUCCUCUCCGCUGCGAAUUCCCUUUACCUUGCACUUGCAGCAGUCUCCCUUUGGUGCUCAUCUUCCUCAUCGGACCUUUUUUCUUUCUUAUCCGGGGAAGUUUGGAGGCAUUGAAGCUCGGGUGGAAGGUAUUUUGCAGUAGGGGUUUUCCUUUCUUUGUCUUCUUGUUAGCAUCUUUUUUUUUCUCUCCUGGACUUCUUUUCCGAGGUAUCCUGUCUCGUCCUUUCAUCUCGAGUCUCUUUCCUCCCUCGAUUCCGAUUCCGACCCCCCGACCCUUA